Zerene cesonia (dogface butterfly) is the source of this 1742-nucleotide messenger RNA. RefSeq lists its product as uncharacterized. Bases 320 to 694 code for a protein of 124 amino acids. The transcript is spliced from 2 exons. Lineage: Eukaryota; Metazoa; Arthropoda; Insecta; Lepidoptera; Pieridae. The record is from RefSeq and is a predicted model, not a curated record.
GAAUACUCAUUCCGCCACAAUUCGUCCAAAGGUGAACAUCAGGGUAACCGGUUCAAAGGCAGUGACAUUGAAGUGAAAGCCAACCUUUUCCCCUGUUACCUAUACGUGUAUGUGACAAAUAAAUACAACAACUAAAUAAAAUAAAAUCAAUUCAUAUAUCUGUAAUAGAAAUAGCUCUAUAAAAGUGAAAGAAUAGAAAUACAGUAGAACAUCUAUCGAUCGUUGUGUGAAUUUCCGCGAAACAGCAGAGUUUUGCGCGACGCAUUGAAUAUAGUACCAAAAACGUUAAAGCUCAAGAGUCACCGUUGUCUUCGCCGAGAUGGCGUUCAUGAUGCCAGUAGUCAAGAACGAUUGGGAUAUAUACAAUUCUCAGAGGUCAAGACGGGCCUCGGAGUCAGCAGACAAGGCCGGUAUCGGCGGACGGAUGCGCAAGGUGUCAGAGUCUCGGUCGGAGGGGCCAGCCUUCUCUCCACGAGCGGCGGCCUUGAGUCCGCACAGGAGUGCACCGGCUAUGCGCUCUGUGUCGUACGGCCGUAUGCCGCCGUCGCGGGUAUCGUUACGGGCGCAGGACAGCCCCAAGGGCUCGGCUAGCCCUCCCAGUGCAGGACGGGAUUCGGACAAGUUUCAUAGCAGGGCGCGCGCCGACUCCCCCGAGCGAAAGUGGCACUGUACCGCCUGCAUGCCCUAUCUGUGAGGCGCCCGCCGGCCGAAGAGGAGAGCGAGAUCGCCCGCGCCGCAACACCGUCUGUGAUAUGUACCCGAUAGUGCGCAACAGUUGAGUACUUGUGAAUGUGUCAGCGAACGAUCCCAACAACCUAAUUUUCCAUCUAUUGUGUUAUAAUUCGGUUCGCUUUUUCUAAUGAUUGCAUGUUUUGUGUAACAUUUUUUAAAUGUUAAGAUGAAGUAUGAGGUUGUUAUAGGUCUGUAUGGUGAUUGAUUUAAGACUGCGAAUAGUUUAAGGUACCCGAGGGCUUGAUUAGGCUAUGUUUAAGAGCUUUUGUAGCUUUUGUAUAACUUCGGGGAUAGAUAGUAAUGGCAGUUCGUGAUUGUAAUACGUUUUCUGUGAUUUGUUUCAUGUAAGAUAUUUAUUUAAUGGAGCGGUAUAUUUGAUAUUACUCGCUGCCGAAGUAAUGCAAAAUAGAAAAAUAUAUUAAAAAUAAACGAAAUUUUCUGUCUCUACAUUGUAUCUGGAAAAUAUUUUUGAAAUUGUUUUCACUGUAAUUAAAUUUAAUACAAAAGUCAAACUGUAGUCAUAUAUAGGCAGUGAUAGAUGAGUAUAUACAUGUAUUGUACUAAAUACUUUUUAUUAAAUAUGACUGGGGCGAGUCCCGAUUGUACCUAAGUAUAAUUAUAUUAUGUUACAUAUUUUGCACGAUUCUAUGUGAAUGUUAAUAUUGACUGUAUAAAAGGACCAGCUUUAAGUAAAGAAGGAUGAAAGUGUCAGUGAAACUGAAAUAUGUAUGAUGGCGUGUAAUCUAAUAAUUCUAAAUUAUGUAGAGCAUAUCUGUUGGAAAGUAUUAAAUGAGAUGGAAAAAGUAUUAUUAUGUCUGGUUUUGGAACGAAGUAAGUUCCUUAUUUCUAUAUGUUUAGGACUGCCAUAUUUACCUGAAUAUAGAUAUUAUUUCUGAAGCUAUAUUAUAUAUCCAACCUUUGCGAAAUCUGCAGUAGUGUCUAAAUGCAUGUAUGCCACAUUGUCUGAUCUGAUGUUUUAUCAAAAUAUAAGUAAUGCUUAUUCAAUAUUA